Molecule: messenger RNA, 621 nt
Organism: Rotaria sp. Silwood1
Lineage: Eukaryota; Metazoa; Rotifera; Eurotatoria; Philodinida; Philodinidae
Source: the annotation of a GenBank genome assembly
AUGAUCCAACAAAGCAUAAUUUCAGCAGCCACCAGUGUUGAACCGUCUACCAUGAAUUCAUCAGGUUCUGAACUAACAAUUACUCAAUCAGGUACAAAUAAAAUUACACCUUCAGAACUGACAAGUAUUCAAUCAGGUACAAAAUCUCUUGCUGGAUGGAAAAUUGCAUUGAUUAUUGUUGGAUCGAUUCUUGGUGUUCUACUAUUAGGAGGAAUAAUUGGUCUGAUUUUAUGGAAAUGCGGUUCUAAGCCAAAAUAUCAAGCCGAAACUCCUCUGGAAUUUCGAUCACCUUCUAAUGAACAAACCAUCCGAAACUCAAUACCGCAAACUAAAUAUACUGAUCUUCGGCAACGAUCAUCAUCACCAUUUACUCAUCGAAAACAAAAACAAUCCUCAAGUCAUGAUGAUACUAUUCGACCAACAAUACCACAAAUUACAUCAACAUCAUAUGACCUUUCCAAUGGUCAAGAAGCUCGACGAAAUCAACAACGAGUACAAUCAUCAAACUAUGAACAAUAUUCUUUUCCAUCAAUGUAUGAACCAACAUCGAUAUCACCUGAUGUCAUUUAUCAACAUCAGAUACCUCGUGGUCGACAAAGACCAUUACCACCUCGUAAAUGA